GCAAAAAGAAAAUAUCAAUCAUUAACCAAAAGUAACAUCUUAAGCAGAAGGAAACGGAGGAUUUGAGGCAAAAUCCGACACGUGUCCUGCUGACAUGCUAAAAAAAGACGGCCCCAAAAAUCGAAAAGAAGAGCCAAAAGCUGCCAUCUGAAAAACCUCUCUUCUUGUCAUUUCCAAAGAGAGAGAGAGAGAGAGAGAGAGAGAGAAAGGGAGGGAGUGAAUAGUGAAAGAGUCCAAGAGCAAGCACUUGUCGAAAACGACGCGCUUGACUGAGUUUCAGGAGAAACCCGGUCGAAGGAAACCCUAAUUUUUGUUUAAUGAGGUCAUAUUUGGAUGAUUCAAAGUUUUUCCCUGUAACCCUUCUCUUGCUCUUAAAAUGAAUACAAGAAGCGGCCAGGUAUCUAGGGGUGAGAAGUCAAAAAAUUUUAAGGGUGAGGGUCCAAAUUGGGUUCUUAUUGCUGGUGGUGCCUUGCUAAGUACCUUAUCAAUCCGCCUUGGUUACAAGCUGAAACAGUCACUUGACACAAAGCAACAGGACAAUGCUACUACUACCUUGAAAGGGAAUGGAAGUUCUGACAGGAGGAGAUCAUCAGGUUGCCAUUUACACUCAAACAUGUAUUCAUUCCAAGAAGAUGAUGGUUGUUUCAACUGCAUUUCAGGUCUGAUGCAGCAAUCUUAUAAUUUGAGCUGCCCAAAGGGAGCUGAAAGCAUAGGGGAGAAGCACCCACACAAUGGCCAGAUGCAGCUCGAAUCUGAAGUUGCUCUCCCUCUGGUGACAGUUCCCACCUCUGAGUUCAACAAGGAUAAUGGUGUUAUGUGGGCAUCAUCUCCCGAUCGCCAUGAGUUGCCUCCAAAGCCAUUCCAUCAUUCUAACUGCUCUGACUCACCAUGUGUCUCAGAAUCGGGCUCUGACAUAUUUAGCAAGCGGGAAGUGAUACAGAAACUAAGGCAACAGUUGAAGAGAAGAGAUGAUAUGAUUCUGGAGAUGCAGGAUCAGAUUAUGGAGCUGCAGAAUUCACUGAAUGCUCAGGUGGCACACUCAGGCCAUUUGCAAUCACUGGUGGAUGCUGCAAAUAGAGACUUGUUUGACUCCGAGAGAGAAAUCCAAAGGCUGAGGAAGGCAAUUGCAGAUCACUGUGCAGGACAUGUUGGCACGAAUGGGAAGACUUCAGCUGUCACAUCUUGGCCAUCUGACAUAAGAAAUGGCCAUGCCAAUGGGUAUCUUGAUGGGGAAAGCAACUUGGGCUCCCCUGAGAAGGGAAGGGGAGAUGGGGAGAGAAUUGAGAUGCUGAAAAGAGAAGUAGGAGAGUUAAAAGAGGUGAUAGAAGGAAAAGAGUACUUGUUACAGAGCUACAAGGAACAAAAGAUGGAGCUUUCCAUGAAGAUCAAGGAGUUGCAGCAGAGACUGGAUUCGCAGCUCCCCAAUAUUUUGUAGGUUCUGUUUAGGAUUUUGUGCAUUCUUGCUUGUUUUCCCCUGUUUCUUUUCUUUUAUUUGAGGUUUUAAAAAAAUGCCGCUUUUUUCUCCUUUCUUUGGCACUAUCAUUGGCUUUGAGUUUUUUUUUGCCACAAUAAUUGGAAGUUUAGUGUUAGGUGGUAUGUUCUUUGCUUGCACAUCAGCAUGGAUGAGAAUGAGGGUUUGUGUCUGAGAGAAAGAGGAGGGAAAAGCAAAGCAGUAGGCACCCAUUCUAUUGGGUUAUAAUUGACUUUUUCUCUUGCUUAGCGAGUGCCUUUUUUCAUAUAGGAAUUAUAAAUUUAGCAAAUGCAAACAAGAGCUUUAUCUACCGUCUGUGCCCAUGAAACAUGGUAGUGAGACAUAUUGUAUUUUUCUUGAAAAAGGAAAAAUAAAUUAAUAAUGUAGCAAAAAAUACAGGCAAAUUCAACUUAGCAAAGGCAGCUAAAAUUUGAGACAAUAAAAAGGAAAAUGAAGAAUUUCAGCACAUAUGCUCCGAGAGAAAGAAAAAGCUAACGGAAGCAGGAUGGAAAUAAUCAAGAAUUUUGGAAUUUAAACGUUUUUGUAUCAUCAUAUAUGAUGAAUUGAAUACCCUAAAGAAAAGAGAAAAAAGAGCAACAAAAAACAAAAAAAAAAAA
This is a messenger RNA of Durio zibethinus, 2088 nucleotides long. RefSeq lists its product as uncharacterized. The record is from RefSeq and is a predicted model, not a curated record. NCBI's taxonomy places the organism in Eukaryota, Viridiplantae, Streptophyta, Magnoliopsida, Malvales, Malvaceae.